GCACUGCGGUCGCUGCCUCGGCUGCUGAGUUUUCCACACCAUUUUCUCGGCUGGAAAAUGCAAAUUACGAACGAAUGAAAGUGUUGUCGCCGACUAAAGAAUAGGAACGUGACCGAGUCAUUGGGAAAAUAAGCUAAAUUUGUACUUUGAUUACGGGGCUGGCGAAGAAAGUUUUGCCUGUCUUAUCGGUGGGUAAAAUCGAGACCAACAUUAAGCAAUUUAUGAUCUUUCAAGUGAAGAGUGAUUUUUUAUAUGAACAAUGUGCCAAGAAAAGGCCAAAGCAGCUAAUUAAUGAGCCGGCUCCAGUGCGAUGAAUGAUGAAUGAUGAAUGAUGAAUGCUGAAUGUUGGAUGAUGGCCCCAGCGGAGCACGCCAUGCAACACCUCGCGAUCGCAGCUGCCACUUCCCCGAGCACUUCCAGCUCCCACUUCUAGCCUAUGCAAAAUGUGUGGGGCCGAGGCUGGUGUAAUUCGCUAACAUGCUGGAAAUUAACGUUCAUUGCGCCUAAACUGAUUGCAUUCACUGCUAAUUGCCCACAAAUUGCGCGCUCCUCCGCCGCCAAAAAAUAGGAAAAUCAAAAAAAAAAAAACAAAAACAAAAACCAAUAAUAACCAGUGAACAGUGAGCAGUGAGCAGUGAACAGUGUAUUGCAAAUAGCGAUUUGCAUCCGCGGCAGCGGCAUUCCGUGAGUGUUUAGCACGUCCAGCCCCCCAGGAGGAGAAGGAGGAUGGUCACCUGCAAGGUGGACUCCCAAACCGCGGUGGCUGUUCCCAAAAUGAAUGCGUCCCGGACCCGCGCAAAGCAAUUGCCCAUCGUGGGCAACAACAACCACAGCCACAGCCACAGCCACACUAAUAGCAACUCUUCCGGCUUUCGGCUCCUGGACGGCGACCAGCUCGAAAACAAUUCGAGUGUCAGCCGCAACUCCAUCUACAAACUGAAGAUCGAUCUGAUGUUCGACGAUUCCAGAUCCAUGCGAAGCAGCCGCCUCGACGAUCCCCGGGGAUCGCAUCGCACCCGCUCCAUCAUCAUGUAUGGGCGCAGUGAGUUGGCCAGCAACGCGGGCGACACGCCCCGCUCCUUGAGCAGCUUCCUGCAGGACAACGGGCAGUCGGCCAAGGUGCUGGCCGAGGCGGCCAAGAAGGACGUACAGCGGAUCAGCAACAGCGUGCAGGCCCAGAUCGAGCAGCUGUUCACGGACGUGGCCAAGGACGCGACCAGCAGCUUCGAGGUCACCUGCCUGGGCGCGCUGCCGCUCAAGGACAAGGUGACCAGUCUGCAGGGUCUGCAGGAGCCACUGCGUCAGCUGUACCUCAGCGAGGUGACCAAGAAGCAGAAGCUCAACUCCGGAUCACUGGAUAUCUGCGCCACCGGACUGAGGGUGAAGAUCAGCGCAUUGGCCCUCGCCAAUGGAGCCGGGAAUCCGGAGGACAGCGAGGCCCUCAUCACGCCCUUCCACAACAUAGCCGUGUGGUCGGCGGUGAAGUUCGUCAUAUCCGAUGAGGACGGUGGCGCUGCCUUCUUGCCCCUGAUCACCGAUCCAGAGAACAUUGACAAGACUGCCCUGUUCCAGCCACUGAGCUCCAGCGAACAGCUGGCGGUGGAGCACAGCAUCCAUGUGCACGCGCCCAUCUUCGCGGUGGUCAUGCGCUCGGCCAGCUCGCCCAAGGUGCUCGAGUGCCACGGAUUCAUCUGCAAGAGCACCGAGGACGCCAUCGUGAUCGCGGCCACACUGUACCAGAGCCUGAUGGCCCACGUGAGCACCAGUUCGCGGCGCAACACCCAGCGGAGGACGCCGCGCCAGCAGAACGGGGUGAGCUGCAUCAGCAUCGCCAGCAGCUCGGCACUGGCCAGCUCCAACUACCUGUCCCGCUCCCAGAUCCUGCCCAGCGCCAGUGGGCGGCGCAGCUCCUUCCGGGGCAGCACUGGCGGGGGCGGGGCUCCAUCCCGUUCAGGACGCAAGAAGCGGGUGUCGAACAGCUCCUUGAGCUCGCACAGCAAUGUCAUCAACGAGGCUGCCGAGCUGGAGACCUCCACGGAGGAGCGGCGCCGCAAGUCGCACAAGUCGAAACGGGCGCCGCCAGUGCCCACCACAGUGCCUGGCUCUGGUGGCCACACCAGGAGCGGCGGUGGCGGAGGCGGAGGAGCAGGUACCCCAUCCCGCAGCGGCAGCAUAGUGUGCGGCAAUGGCCAUGUGACCCGACUCCACCAGAGCUCCCAUCCCGGCAAGAAGCCGUCGGCGGGCACGGAGCUAUCGACCGGUGGUGUCGAUGGUGGCACACCGGCCAACGGUGACAUCCUCACCCGGGUGGCCAUUCCCAGAUCCGGCAGCUUCCUCAACACCGGCGGACUGACGCGCUACAAGUCGCGGGCGGCGAGACGCCAUUCCGGCAAACUGGGCGGCGGUGGCGGCGGCGGAGGAGGGUUUGGCCUGGUUGAUUGGCAUCGCUUGACUUGUGCUUCUAGUUCCCCACUUGGUUUCAGCGAACUGUUUAACGAAUUUCGCCUGCACGAGAACCUGCACUCGCUGGACGACAUCCUGUACGCCAUCAUCGACGCCGACGGCAUGUCCUUCAACGACCUGAAGCCCAUCUACAAGGAGUUCUUGCUCAAGCUGGCCGUCACUCUCACCCAGGACGAGCUCUUCCAGCGCUCCAAGAACAUCAUGCGGCGUCAAAAGAAGAAGAAACAGAAGCGGAGGCCGAGUGUUAAUGGAUCGCAGAAGAAGUCGAAGAGCAGCUUUUUCGGCACCAAAUCCCUGAAGAAGGUCUUCCAGCUGGGCCAGUUCCGCUCGUGCCGCGGCAAACUGUCCAAGCCGACGGCGAAGGCCAAGGAGGCCACUCUGGACAGCCAGGGCAAGCGCAGGAUCAGUCCGCCCAUCAUCAUCGGGCCGCCCAUCACCCACUGCCACGCCCAGCAGCAGCACCAGCGCAACAGGGCGGCCACCAGCGGCUCCGACGUAUCGGUGGUGCGGAACGAGCACACCCAAGGACUCAACCGGAACAGCAGCAGUGGAUACGUCUCCUGCUCGGAGUGCAGCUACGACUCCGAGUCCUGCGCCUGCGCGUCGGCCGAUCGCUGCUACUGCAGCCUGCGCACGGAGCACCUGAACCACAAGCUGCGCCAGAAGAACGAGCGCAACAUGGCCCUGGCCACGCCCACCCGGAAGAACUCGAACGGUGGGGUGCUGUCGCAAAACGGGGCCGGCACCUUGGCCACCAACAGGCACUCGCUGAUCUCGUGCCGCUCCGACGACAAGUGCUACUGCUCCAUGGUGGAGGAGGAGCCGGCCAGCUCGAUGGAGCGGGACUCGGCCCACAACUCGCACACGGAGACGACCACGUCCUGCGACUCGGACAGCUGUGUGAGCGCCAGCAAGUGCUACUGCAAGCGGACGCAUCGCCGUCAGCGCUCCUCGGCGGCGGCGGCCACGAUUAGCGAGGACUCACUGUCGCAGCAGCAGCGCAAGUCCAGGACGAGCAACGCGGGAAAAGCGGCAAACGGAGCUUCGCGCAAGACGAAGCCGUCGGAGAAGCUGGGCCUGGACUACGAGCUCUUCAGCAUCAGCGGCAGUGGCCAGCCGGUGCAGCCGCACGAGGCGCUGAGCGUGAAGAAGAGCGUGGAGGCGGCGGCCGUGUUCGCGGACAUGAAGCUCAGCCAGACGACGGACAUCAAGAGCCUGUGCCCGGCCAAGGGUGCGGUAUCGCGGGUGGGCAGCUGCCGGUCGAACGCCUCCUCGCGGCGGUCCUCGUACCGCACCCGCGACUCCUUCAGCACGGGCCGGAUGGCCAUGCCAAUGCCAAUGCCAAUGCCCAUGCCAGUGGCAGUGCCAGUGCCAUUGCCCCUGCCGCCGCUGGGCAAGUGCAUGGGCAGUGCCGACAACCUGCUGGCCAACCUCAAGGCCAUGGAGGCCAAGGCCGCCUCCGUGCGCAGCAGCGCCAGCAGGAGCCGCAUGGGCAGCUACCAGUCGAUGCGGGCGGUGAGCGCCUCCCUGGAGGACUCGCUGGGGUACUUGCCAUAGACCGGGAUUCCACUUCACUCGGAGUUACGCACUAGAUAGCAGAUAAGCUAAUACCUAAAUUAUACACUUGCAUACUCAUUAUCCUAUAUCAUAUAUAUAUAUAUACUAUACUAUACUCCCUCGGACGGCUUAUGUUUCCCAAGGCAAUUGUCAAUGCUGACCGAUCAAUUACCUUGCGAAACGUAAUCAUUUGUAGCCCUAAGUACCGACUAUUGAAGAACAUUCAGUGUGACUUUAUCUUUAAGAACCUAACCGUAGAACUCGAGGUGCAAUAUGAAGACCAACCAUGUGGGAUAUCACCAGUCCCAGUAAUUUAAUGCAGUGCAAUAUUUAUAGCUACUACUAUUAAAAAUAAACGCAAUUUUUUAUAUCAACUCAA
Drosophila gunungcola (fruit fly) is the source of this 4399-nucleotide messenger RNA. RefSeq lists its product as uncharacterized. The coding region runs from base 727 to 4020 and encodes 1097 amino acids. The transcript is spliced from 8 exons. The record is from RefSeq and is a predicted model, not a curated record. Lineage: Eukaryota; Metazoa; Arthropoda; Insecta; Diptera; Drosophilidae.